Messenger RNA from Salarias fasciatus (jewelled blenny), 4629 nucleotides. RefSeq names its product mastermind-like protein 3. Gene Ontology annotation, molecular function: transcription coactivator activity. Lineage: Eukaryota; Metazoa; Chordata; Actinopteri; Blenniiformes; Blenniidae. Bases 147 to 1577 code for a protein of 476 amino acids. The record is from RefSeq and is a predicted model, not a curated record. The transcript is spliced from 4 exons. Gene Ontology annotation, cellular component: nucleoplasm. Gene Ontology annotation, biological process: positive regulation of transcription of Notch receptor target.
GGGGCAGACGCAGGGGCCCAUCCCGGGGCAGACGGCCCACCUGAGCGAGGAGCAGAAGAGGAUGCUGCUGAUGAAGCAGAAGGUGCUGAACCAGAACAUGAACUACAGCAGCAUGCCCCCACGGGCAGGAACAAGGCGUUGUGGGGAUGUCACGGCCGCCCGGCGCCAUCCCCCCUCCUCACCCCGCCGGCGGCGUGGCCUCCGGGGUCGGGCCCAACCAGGGGUCGGGCCCACCUCCGGGCUACGUGGGCAACCAGCAGCAGGCGGCCAUGAUGAAGCAGAUGAUGGCGAUGGAGCAGGAGAAGCGGGUGCAGAUGCACAUGAUGGAGCAGCAGAAGCAGCAGCUCUUCAGGGAGCAGCGGCAGCAGCAGCAGCAGCAGCUGCUGGCCGAGCAGCUCCAACAGCAGCAGCAUCUCCCCAGACAGAUCGGCCAGGGCCAGAGGAAUCCAUACCCCCAAGUCAAUCAGUACCAAGGUCCUCCUCAAGAUCUGGCUUCCAGGAGUCAAGCUCUCCAGAGCAUCCGGGCGACUCGUCUCCUCCAGCAGCAGCAGCAGAGCCAGCAGCAGAUGGUCCAGAUGGGUUCGGUUCAGGGCCAGGGAGGCUCCGUGGGACCCCAAGGCGACAUGGGGCUACCGUACGGCAACCAGGGGUCUGGCCAGGGGUCCCUCUACGGACUCAACCCUUCCAUGAGCCAAAUGAUCCACCAGCAGCAGCACCAGAGCCAAAGCGUCCAAGCCUCCAUGGGUCUUCCACCGCAGCACAACCCCGCCGCAGGGCCCCCCCGGCAGGCGGGUGGCGGUCCUGGUGUUGGGGGGAUGCCCGGUGGCCCCGGGGGUGGCGGGGCCGGAGGAUACGGAGGACAGGGGAUGUUAAUGAACUCCAUGACCCAGCAGCCCCUGAAAGGCCCUCCCAAUGCCAAAGCCCAAGCGCAGAGACUGCAAAGCAUGCUGGGAGGAGGCGGAGGCAGCGGGGGAAUGGCGGGGGGCGGCUGGCCGCAGCAGCAGGGACAGGGUCUGCAGGCCAUGGGGGGAGGAGUCGGAAGGACUACAAGCGGAGGGGGAGGAGACAUGGUGGGGUUCGGCUCCGCCCCGGGCUACGGGAUGCAGCCCGGUCAGCCCCCCCGCAUCGCCAAGCAACACUUUCAGGGCCCUGGACAGGGGAUGAGCCAGGGGAUGGACCCCAGGGUGGGCAACCCAGCCGCCGGGAUGGGAGGCCCAAUGAUGGCUCCCCACAUGGGGGGUCAGCCCAGGACCAACCAGCCCCGGCCCAUGGUCAUGAACCAGGGGAUGAACCCGGGGGUGAUGAGCCAGGGGAUGGCCGGGAUGGGGGGCUUCGGCCCCGGUCCCGGGGGGCCGGGAAUAGGGGCCGGGGGCGGUGGAGGAGGCCCCUAUGGACCGGGGGGCGUCGGGGUCGGGGGUCAGCCGCAGGGCUACCAGAGGACAGCUAAUCAGGACAUGUCAUCCUACGGAUAUGGGGGCGGGCCCUCAGCUGGCGGAGCCUUCGGAUUGGGCGACGGCUCGGGGGCGGAGCUGGACUCCAGCGAUGGCUGGAUGGAGGAGUUUUUCCCGAGCCAAUAGCCAACGGGGAAAGUUUUUACUGGACGAACUGAACACCUAAAGUCGGACAAACGUUAAUUCCUGAGAACGUAAAACAAAAAGGAGGACGCGACGUGGACUGGCAUGUUUUGGUUUUAUAAAACAUGAGCAAGGUUAUAACUGAGUUCUUGUGUUCUCGUUUUGUGGGUGAGCGUGUGUGUGUGUGUGUGUGUGUGUGUGUGUGCGUGUGUGUGAGAUGGAGAGAGUUAUCAUUACGUCUUGUGCAUAUUAAUGAAAAACCAAUAUAGAGAUUAAGAGGUGUGCUUCAUUUGUUUUCCCUUUCUUCUCCGUGGGAUGAUUCUUUUCCCCCCUCAUGUUCCAGUGUUUGAAAGCGAGCCUCGUACGCGUGGCGGCCUCCGCCAGCCCCGGCUUCAGCGGGGGCCGAUCGAAAAACAGCAGACUGACGAAGGGGGAAGGAAGACUCGUUCUCAAGACGGCAAUUUAUUUGUGUUUGUGUGUUUGUGCCACCCAGCUCCAGCGCUCCACAUCUCUCAACUCGUGAGGCGCUGAAGGGAGUAGAAAGCACUCUCAACGCUCCCAUUUCCUCCCUGAGAUUUGUGUCCCCCCCACCACACACUCACACACAAACAUUCGCGCACACACACACACUCACACACCUGUCUCUCUCAGCCUUUUCAUUUGAUCUCUCCCUUCCCUCUCUCCUCUCUGUUUAAAUUGUGCACAUCACAACAGAACAAACGAUGUUCCUCCGUCGUGCCACGCGAGCGCACUCUGCCCUCUAGUGCUUCUGCUCGGCAACAAACCUGGGUGGCUGCUGCUGCUUCUUCUUCUUUUUUUUUUUUUUUUCCAAAGCGGGAGGGAGCGAGCGUAGUUUCAUUUCCUGUGUUGUGUCGCCGUGGAUGACGGGUGUGCAUGUUAGAGGAAGACAAUGGGAGUGAAAAGCAGAGGAAAAGGGGGUGGGGGGAGAACAGGCAGCUAAAGCAAGCAUUCAAAAAGCAGCCUACUCACACACACACACACACACACACACACACACACACACACACACACACACACACACACACACACACACCAAACAAGCAUCAGCCCGGGAGGAUGUGCGGCUGUGUGAGAGGCAGCUAACAGAGCUAAUAUUGCAUUAGAACCUUCAGUCUGUGUGACACAAACCACAUCACACCGAGCGAAAAGCCGCUGGGCUCUGAAUGUAUUCAAGCACCACAAGUGACUUCUUCUUUUUAAGGAAAACAACAACAACAAAAUGCUAAUGGGAAGCCCACCCACACAAUUCUGUCUGUCGCCGUGUUUUUAAUCUCCUAACAAUGAUGCUGGUUGUGUCCUUUUGUCAAUUAAAUGAAGAAGAAAUAAAAGUUUAAAUUAGCUUUCUCUCUCAGUUGCUGUUGUGUCUUGAGGAAAGUGUUCGUCCUCCCUUCCUUUGUCUCGCGGCUGCUUGUCAAUCAGCGCCGCUCUCUCGCGCUCCCCACUACAACGUAACUGUGCUGUACUGUAACACUACUGUGAAGACAUACAAGCUGACCCCCCCCCAACUCCUCCCCCCGCGGCGCUUUACAGGACGAGAAACCACUGCUGACAUGAAGUUUCAAAGAAAAACGAUGAAUAAGCUUCAGACGGCUAACAGAGUGCGGCAGAGACGACCCGAAAGUUAGCACUGACAAAGAAAACAUUCACACUUUAACGAACCUAAAUGAACUGUAAGUUUAGUAGAAGUUAGCUAGCUAAACGCCGGCUACUAGCCAAACACCUCCCUCAAUCACCUAAAAACUGAUUUUCUGGUUGUGGAUUCGGUGUGGUCGACAACUGUUGCGGACUUGUUUAGCCUCACGUUAGCUUGUCGCUACGGCUCUUUUGGGCUUUGAUUUCAUUUCAGGCGUUUCCCCACCCAGGAAAAAACUUUCAGGGAACUCAGUGCUAAAACGCGAACUCUUCCUGCAGCGCUCUACUGAGGGCAGCGCCAGUUAGCGAAGGAAACUAGUUUUUAACACAAGCUCUCAUUUACCGUCGACGAUCUGCGCUCAACAAACAACUGGAAGGUUUGUUGUCACCGUGUCUGCUCGUAGACUCCCGCAUCUGUUUUGUGACCUUGGUUUAAAGAUGGCUGAAAGCUGCGUGCAUCACUUGGUAUUUGGCUCGCCGGAGUGAAACGUUUGGAGGACGAUGCUGUAAUCAAACAAAACCAAAAAGCCUUCUUCUCUGUAAACUAGCUCCUCUGUCGCCAUCUGUUCCCACGGUUGUCGGUGUUUCGUGAUCCAACCCUUUAAACUCUUCGCCGUCUCCGCGCCGCCGAGCUCCGGGUGUCCGCCUGUAUGUCCGUCGCGUUCGGGGAGCGGACGUCCUCCGUCUCACUGUGUGGAGUCUGAAUGUGGACGAGCUCGGAUCGUCCGCUAGCGGUAGCGCUAACGGCCCGCUCAGACCGGUGAGGUUAGCGAUCAGCUGCGGACGGCCGCGGAGCUGCCGCCGGCGUCUUGAAAACGAGGGUCCGCGUUUGAAAUCCCUUCAGGGAGAGAAAGGAAGCUUCCUCCAAAUAUCAUAUUGUACCGGGACCAAGUCUGUAGACAACAUUUUAAGAGAAGAAUCGUUGUUAUCGAUGUUUUUUUGUUUUUUGUUUUUUUUUUACUGGUGCUGACAUAUAUGUGAUUAUGAGAAAAAGUAUAUAAAAGAUAAUGGCUAUUUGUAAAUAUGUUUUUACAGGUUUAAAUACAUCAGAUAAUACAGUCUCUACUCUGUAAAGAAUUUACUGUUUGUUGGAAAAUAGAGAAGUAUUUUUAUUUGGAAGUUUUUCAGUUUCACUUUUAACCCAUCUGAGCUAUGCCAUUGCACUUCAGACAAUGUCUUACUACUAAUUUGUAUUGUAAACCUCCUCUUUAUUUUUAUUUUUUUCAUUUGUUUAAAUUUUGUUUCUAGUUUCUGAGAUCGGACUCGGUUCUUAAGCAGUGCUUAUUUCUUUUUAUCCUGUACAGAAUUCUGAAAAUGUUAACAAAAGAAAACUACAAAGGACUUUUUUUUGGUUUGUUUUUCAAAAAGAUACAAUAAAGAGAGAACGUUCUCGCUGAUCAUA